Molecule: messenger RNA, 345 nt
Organism: Medicago truncatula (barrel medic)
Lineage: Eukaryota; Viridiplantae; Streptophyta; Magnoliopsida; Fabales; Fabaceae
Product: cysteine proteinase inhibitor 3
Exons: 1
Coding region: 1-345 (114 amino acids)
Molecular function (GO): cysteine-type endopeptidase inhibitor activity
Source: RefSeq, a predicted model, not a curated record
AUGAAAUUUCAAUCCCUUAUUCUUAUCCUCAUUUUUUUGCUGGCCUCUACGGCUAGGAAUCAAGCUCUACUAGAUGGUUAUUACCCCAUCCUACCCCUCAAUGGUUAUGAUGUGAUAGAAAUCGCCAAAUUUGCUGUGACCGAGUACGACAAGCAAACAGGGGCAAAGCUGAAGUUCAAGAACAUCAUAAAGGGUGAAUCAAAAUUUGCUGAAGGGUUCACCGGCUAUCACCUUAUCAUUUCUGCUGACAACGGUUCUAUUUCUAAUAAUUAUGAAACCUUUGUCUGUACGACGGUCUACGUCCCUACAUGGAAGCUCAUUUCUUUUCGACCUGUUCAAGUUUAA